GUCCCUUUCAACCAAACACAAAGAGAGCAAGCAAACGAAGCGAAGGAAGCGCCUUGUCCGUUCAUCUCUCCGCCGAGCUCCGUCGAGUAUUCCGGCGACGAGGCAUUUUGGUAAUUUGGAGGAGAGUUGGAAGAGACUUGGAGUUAAAGUUUCGUAGUAAGGGAAAAGAGAAAAAGGUUGCUUUUUUAUUGGUUUCUUUCUAUAGCUAAAGGGAAGGGAGAAGAAAGAUAGAAGCUUUUUUUUUUUCUUUUUUCUAUUUUUUUGGAUUAGAGAGGAGAUGAAGGUUCAGAGUGGAAAUGGGAUUUCUGCGAAUUCAGUAGAAGGAGAGAGAAAAACUAUCAAUUCAGAGUUAUGGCAUGCUUGUGCUGGACCUCUUGUGUCUUUGCCUCCAGUUGGCAGCCUUGUGGUCUAUUUCCCUCAAGGUCAUAGUGAACAGGUAGCAGCUUCAAUGCAUAAGGAGAUUGAUAGCAUCCCAAGUUAUCCCUCGUUGCCAUCUAAGCUUAUAUGUGUUCUUCUCAGUGUUACCCGUCAUGCUGAUGCUGAAACUGAUGAGGUUUAUGCACAAAUGACUCUUCAACCUGUUAACAAAUAUGAUAAGGAGGGAUUACUAGCAUCGGAAAUGGGUCUCAAGCAAAACAAGCAUCCUGCAGAAUUCUUUUGCAAGACACUUACAGCAAGUGAUACGAGUACUCAUGGUGGAUUUUCAGUACCUCGGCGUGCAGCUGAAAAGAUAUUUCCUCCUUUAGAUUUUACAUUGCAACCGCCUUGUCAAGAAUUAGUAGCAAAAGAUUUGCAUGAUGUUUCAUGGACAUUUCGACAUAUCUAUCGAGGUCAGCCGAAAAGGCAUUUGCUGACUACAGGUUGGAGUGUGUUUGUUAGUACCAAAAGACUUUUUGCUGGAGAUUCUGUCCUCUUUAUACGAGACGAUAAAUCACAGCUUCUCUUGGGAAUUAGGCGUGCCAAUAGACAACAGCCUGCUCUAGCAUCAUCGGUGCUAUCUAGUGAUAGCAUGCAUAUAGGAAUCCUUGCUGCCGCUGCUCAUGCUGCUGCAAAUAAUAGCCCAUUUACUAUCUUUUAUAACCCGAGAACAAGCCCAUCAGAAUUUGUUGUUCCUUUGGCCAAAUACAACAAGUCAAUGUACACCCAAGUCUCUCUCGGUAUGAGAUUCAGGAUGAUGUUUGAGACCGAGGAGUCUGGAGUACGUAGAUACAUGGGAACAAUCACUGGCAUCAAUGAUUUGGAUCAUGUUCGGUGGAAAAAUUCACAGUGGCGUAAUCUGCAGGUUGGCUGGGAUGAAUCGACAGCUACUGAAAGAAGAACAAGAGUAUCACUAUGGGAGAUUGAACCUGUGACAACUCCUUUUUAUAUAUGCCCCCCUCCUUUUUUCAGACCAAAGUUCCCUAAACAACCAGGGAUUCCAGAUGAUGACUCUGAUGUUGAGAAUGCAUUUAAAAGGGCAAUGCCAUGGCUAAACGAUGAUUUCAGCAUGAAAAGCCCUCAAAGCUCAGUCUUUCCAGGCCUAAGCCUUGUUCAAUGGAUGGCUAUGCAACAAAACCCUCAGCUAAUCCCCUCAACGUCUCAACCCUCAUUUAUCCCUUCUAUUUCCCAAGAUAGUCUCAGUAAUGAUAGCACAUCCAAAAUCCUAAAUUUUCAAUCCCAUUCCUCCCUUGUCCCAAGCCUCCAGUUCCCUCCAAAACAACAAAUUCAACAAUCGGAUCAGUUUCAGCAAUUACCCAUUUCCUGGAAUCAACAGCAGCAGCAGCAAAAUCCACAUCAUCAUCAACAACAACAAAACUCUGUUCAUUUACUGCAACAACAGCAGCAGCAGCAGCAUUUACAGAGAGCUCUUAGUGAAGCAUCGAUGGAACUUAAGCAACCAAAACCUUCCAAUAAUCAAAUUCCAUCUCUGAACCAGUUACAAAAUCAGAACUUGCAAAUGCCUGUGCUUUCAAAACCUGGAAAUCAACUUCAACAACCAUCAUCUCAACAAGUAUCGCCUCAAGUUUUUCAAUUUCAGCAGCAGCAGCAGCAGCUUCAAUUGCAAUUACUUCAGAGGCUACAACAGCAACAGCCUCCCUCUGAAUUCAUUCCUCAAACACAGUCUCAAAUAUGUAAUCAAAUUCCAGCAAAUAACUUAAUGUGUCAUCAGAAAUCUCAGAUACUAGCUCGAGCUCAUUCAAAUAUCACAGAACCCGAUGCCCCUUCAUGCUCAACAUCAGUUUCUCCUCGAAUUCAGGAAGAAGAAGCCCUUCCCCCAAUGGACAGUCUUCUUCAAGAAAUCCGAACCAAACCAGAAUCGAGACUUAAACAUCACGAAAGAAGAGAGUCUGAUCAAUUGGAUGCUUCAUCUGCAACCUCUUUUUGUUUGGAUGGCAGUGCAAAUGACUGCUUUCCCUUUCCUCCUGUUUCUUUAGAUAAUGAUGUUCAAAUUGGCGGAGUUAGUAAUAACGAUGGUUUGUUGCCUGACGUGAUGAUGUCAAGGGGAUUUGGAUCUAGUUUUGGAAAUCAAAGGGAGGUUGACACUGAGAUUUCUACUGCUGCGAUUAGUUCUCAAUCUUUUGGGGUUGCUGAUAUGACAUUUAGGCCUGGGUGUUCGAAUGAUGCUGGUAUUAAUGAGAAUGGGAUUUUGAGUCGAGGGAUUUGGGGUAACCAACCGCAGCGGAUGAGGACAUAUACUAAGGUUCAAAAGCGUGGAUCUGUUGGAAGAUCCAUCGAUGUCACCCGUUACAGAGGCUAUGAUGACCUACGUCAAGACCUAGCUCGCAUGUUUGGAAUUGAAGGGCAACUCGAAGACCCUCAUAGAACCGAUUGGAAACUAGUGUACGUUGAUCAUGAGAACGAUAUUCUGUUGGUUGGAGAUGACCCUUGGGAGGAGUUUGUGACCUGUGUUCAGAGCAUCAAGAUACUGUCAGCAGCAGAGGUUCAACAGCUGCAUCAUUUCAUUGGUGAAUGAAAUAGAGGUUUCGGGGAGAGGUCUGAAUCACUGUAUUCAAUAUGUUUUGUUGUAACCACAGAAAUCAGAUAGUGCUAAAUAUAAAACCCUUUAGGUGAAAGUAUAUCAUUAUGUAACUGUAGGCUCUACUAACACAGGAGAGAGUAUUGAUGCUGAGGAGUUCUAAGUUUUUGUUAUAAAGGGAAUGUUUUCUGGUUUACGCGAGCAUUGUUCAUCAAGUUGGGCUCUCAACAUAUAUAAAAGGAGUGUUUUCUGGUUUA
Molecule: messenger RNA, 3213 nt
Organism: Asparagus officinalis (garden asparagus)
Lineage: Eukaryota; Viridiplantae; Streptophyta; Magnoliopsida; Asparagales; Asparagaceae
Product: auxin response factor 16
Exons: 13
Coding region: 278-2953 (891 amino acids)
Biological process (GO): regulation of DNA-templated transcription; response to hormone
Cellular component (GO): nucleus
Molecular function (GO): DNA binding; protein binding
Source: RefSeq, a predicted model, not a curated record